Molecule: messenger RNA, 2968 nt
Organism: Alosa sapidissima (American shad)
Lineage: Eukaryota; Metazoa; Chordata; Actinopteri; Clupeiformes; Clupeidae
Product: zinc finger protein 501-like
Exons: 5
Coding region: 1039-2520 (493 amino acids)
Biological process (GO): regulation of transcription by RNA polymerase II
Cellular component (GO): nucleus
Molecular function (GO): RNA polymerase II cis-regulatory region sequence-specific DNA binding; DNA-binding transcription activator activity, RNA polymerase II-specific
Source: RefSeq, a predicted model, not a curated record
UUGUUUGUCAAGUUGGACUACGCCAGUGUGGAGUUUUGUCGCACUAUAUUACGGAUUACCCUCUUUUCUAGGACCAAGGAUAUAUUUAGGCCAUUUUGCAUUUUUAAGUUAUAUUUUGGUAUUUCUAAUCUGGAUGGACAAUUGCCAACACAGGACAGGCUGGUGAAACGCGGUUUUUUUUAAACAGGACCGCCGAGUCCCUUUUGCGUUCCCAGAAGAGAUGCCACUACCUAGGAUAUUAUAUUACUCAGACAUUUAGUUAUUUCGGUGUCUUGAAUUGUUGAGCGAUUUUUGUAAUUGUUUUGUGGGUUGUUUCGGGGAAAUUUGGGUUGAAGGCUCAAUUUGACGUGCGCAAUUUGUUUUGGGGAAUGAAUGAAUGAAUGAAUGAAUGAAUGAAUGAAUGGAACGCGACUAGUUUGUUAACUCGCCAGAACAGCGAUUAUAUAAACCACGGAAGUUUAACACAAGUGUUUGGAUCUUUUUGCCUUUAUUUGAUACAACGUCCUGGGAUUAUUGCGUGAACGAUCCAUGUUUACCUUUUGUCAUUUAACUCAUGUCCACUACAUUGCUUGCCAGCGUAGUAGCCUAAAUGAAAUAGCCUCCCCACACCUUUUGAUGCGUCUUGUAGCCCUCUCUCUUGGAAGGUAUUAGAGAGCGUUUGUAACACCAUCAUCAAUCAGUCCACACCUCCUCACACUCCCAUUUACCCUCCUUUGUGCACUUUGAGCAGGUUAAUCCAUGGACGUGCCCACCUGAGUACCAUCAUACUUGUCUAACCAAUAACCUAAAUCAUCCUAAUUUGCAAUGCAAAUACUGUAUUCAUGCAGCUGAUUGGGUAAAAUGGACUCCAGGAUGCCAACAGGUCAGAUAAAGGUCUUGUAGCGCAGAGUGGUUGUCACAGGGAUUCUGUGGAAGUAGCCUACACUCUGUAGGUGUAUGUUAUCAUAAGGACAGCUACUGUUCUUUGGUUAUAUACAUACAUUUCUUUAAACUGAAGGGAAGAUUGAGAGGAUUUCUUUGGCACAGCAGAAGUCUGAAAUGACAGAACCACUACCAGUGAAGGAGAUCAAAGAAGAGGAGUUUGACUAUUUCCUCCACAAACAUAUUUUGGCUAGUACAUUUGAAGAUAAGACUGUAUUGGAACCUUGCUGUAGGACUGAGACACAAACAUCAUCUACCUGCAGAGAAGAGGAAUUCACACCAGUGGAAAUGAUCGAGGAAAACAAUUCUGAUUCUGGAGAACAUGGCCAUGAUGACUCCUCUACUACAAACCCCCAGUCUCUGGCCCAGAUGAAGAGGCUCUCAGUGGUGCUGGUGGACUGCUGUAGACCACAAGGACCGCGAGGGACGGACAUGCAGGAGCAGACCGACGGAGAUGAUGCAGAACAGCCCAAGACCAAGCCAGUGUCGCUGGCCCAGAUGAAGAGGCUAUCAGUGGUGCUGGACUGCUGUAGACCACAAGGACAGCGAGACAAGAGCAUGCAGACCAAUGGAGAUGCAGAACAGCCUGAGACCAUUGUUGAAAGGAUCGCAAAUGGGAAGAGUUUCAAGAGGGGGUCAGAUCUCAACCCACAUCAGACAACACAUACUGGACAAAAGCCAUAUCAGUGUACUACAUGUGGGAAGGGUUUCAAAACCCGCACAUACCUCACUGUACAUCAGAGAACACAUACUGGAGAAAGGCCAUAUCACUGUUCAGAGUGUGGAAAGUCUUUUGUUGAUGCAGGUUGUCUCAAGACACAUCUGAUGAUCCAUACUGGGGAAAAGCCAUAUCGGUGUACUACAUGUGGAAAGAGUUUUAAAACCAAAGCAGAGCUCACUAUCCAUAAGAGAACACACACUGGAGAAAAGCCAUAUCAGUGUUCAGAGUGUGUAAAGAGUUUCACUCAGAUGAGUAAUCUCAAGACACAUCUGAUGAUCCAUACUGGACAAAGGCCAUAUCAGUGUACUACAUGUGGGAAGGGUUUCAGAACCCUUCAAAGCCUCACUCUCCAUCAGAGGACACAUACUGGAGUAAGGCCAUAUCACUGUUCAGAUUGUGGAAAGACUUUUACUAAUGUAAGUGUCCUCAAGAUACAUCUUAUGAUCCAUACUGGGGAAAAGCCAUAUCAGUGUGCUACAUGUGGGAAAUAUUUCAGAUCAAGCUCAGCUCUUACUGUGCAUCAGAGAACACAUAUUGGGGGAAAGACAUAUCUGUGUACGGAGUGUGGAAAGAGUUUCAAAUCAAGCGCAGGGUUUACUGUUCAUCAGAGAACACACACUGGAGAAAAGCAAUAUGAGUGUUCAGAGUGUGGAAAGACUUUUAGUCAAUCAAGUAGGCUCAAGACACACCAGAAAAUCCAUACUGGUGAAAAGUCAUAUCAGUGUGCUACAUGUUGGAAGAGUUUCAGAACCAACGGUUCUCUCACCCUCCACCAGAGAACACAUACUGGAGAAAAGCCAUAUCAGUGUACAGAUUGUGAUAAGACUUUUACUCAGUUGGCUUAUCUCAAGAGACACCAGAUAAUUCAUACUCGAUAGUCCUUCAGUAGAAUGUCUUUUGUUAUUAAAUGUCAUUAAAUGAUGUGCCAUUUCUAGGUACAUCAGAGGAUCCAUUUAGAGGAGAGACCAUAUCUGUGUUCUCAGUUUGGAAAGACAUUUACUCAGGUGUCACCUCUCGAGAGACCAGUGGAUCAGUCUGAUGCUGUCUCUGAGGUGUCUGCACCUGCAUGUUAAUAUUAAAAUGUUUGCUGGUCGAUUCUUAUGUAGUUAUGAAUAUUUCCCUGCACUGUAUUGAGAUUAGUGCAGUCACUAAAUGAAUUAUGAAUUUAUUGUAUGGUCCCCAUGAACGGAAUUCCACAAAACUUGGCCUUCAGAGGGUGUCAUAAUGCUCCUAUACUUCAAAUUCUUUGCAGUUUUGAACAUGUCAGCCAAAGAUACCUGCGAUUACAAUGCCUCAUUUUUGCUUUUUCAUUUUAACUAGGUGGUG